AUGUCCUCACCAACCCCCACAAAAGUCACCAUCAUCGGCGCCGGCGGCCAUCUCGGACGCCAUAUACUAACAUCCCUCAUCGCUGGCCCUAACUUCCAAGUCUCAAUCGUAACACGCCAACACUCGGCAAAUUGCAAUAGUGUUAACUUCCCACCUCAUAUCCCAAUCCACCGCAUCCCCAGCGACACCUACGAUGAAACCGAGUCCCAACUCAUCUCGAUCCUAACCGGGCAGGAUAUAGUCAUCAGCGCAAUAGCCACGCGAGCUGUAGGCCAGCAAAAGACCAUCAUCGACGCAGCAAUCAAAGCCGGUGUGAAGCUCUUUAUCCCAUCGGAGUUCGGGCACGAUACCCGGAACCAGCGCGCUGCGGAGUUACUGCCUGAGUUCCUUUGCCAGACGAAGAGGGAUAUAGUGCAGUAUUUGCAGAGCAAGGAGGAUGCAGGGCUGAAAUGGACGGCGUUUGUGACGGGGCCGAUUUUUGAAAUGGCUAUUUUCCACUAUCUGGGCUUCGACGUCGGUACAAAGAACGCCUCGAUUCUUAACGAUGGAACGCACCGCUGGUCUGCGACAACUUUUAGCACCGUGGCUCUCGCAGUCAAGAACGCGCUGCUCAUUCCCGAAACCGCGAACAGGUACCUGUUUAUUGAAUCGUUCAAUGUCUCGCAAAAAGACAUCCUUGCUGUUCUUGAGGGUCUCACUAAAAAGCUAUGGAAUGCGAUCUUUCAGGAUGCGGAGGAGGAAAAGCGGCUGGCGCUGGAGAAGCUCUCCAAGAGGGACUACGGUGCCAUUCCGAUGCUGAUGCGGUACGUAACCUGUACUGAAGGGUAUGGAGGGGAUUAUAUGAGAUAUGAAGAGGGGGCAAAUAAACUGUUGUCACUGCCUGAGGAGAGUCUAGCGGAUGUUCUGGCUAUAAUGGUGGGAGAGUAG
Molecule: messenger RNA, 927 nt
Organism: Aspergillus puulaauensis
Lineage: Eukaryota; Fungi; Ascomycota; Eurotiomycetes; Eurotiales; Aspergillaceae
Product: isoflavone reductase family protein
Exons: 2
Coding region: 1-927 (308 amino acids)
Molecular function (GO): oxidoreductase activity
Source: RefSeq, a predicted model, not a curated record